GCCUUUACUCCAACUCUUAGCUGCUCAUUGUCACUGAAGGUAUGGAGAGUGAAAGCAUUGAGGCCUUUAUUCAACCAAAGAACUUUGGCAGUAACAACAUCAUGAUCUUCCACCACUGCUAGUGUUCAUUACCCUCACAUUUUUGUGAUGUAUCCUGGUGCAAGAGAAGACCGCAAUGUGGAGAGUACACAGUGCUCUGGAUCUACCGGGGCAACAACGAACACAGGGCCUCUGUGUACCAACCGGACAAAAACGCAGCAGACCUCUACGACUUGUCUUCCCCAGUCCAUCAUGGUGGUCCAUUCCACGCCCACAGGGGAGAAAAUUCAUUGUGAGAGCUACUUGAUAAAUACGGAGGCAGACAGACCUACACUUAAAGACAAUGUGCCAGGGACUUUUCCUGAUUUUGGACCAGCCAAGAAACGCUACAAAAGCACCACAGAUAUCCCUUGUCCAGGGAGCGUUUGCUUGCUGCCUCCCUGCUCUCCUGGCCUCACAGACAAAGAGCAGAGCACUUGGCGUCGCUGUUCAUUGAACGAAACCAACAAUGUCUCACGGUUCCGUCGUCAUGCCCUGAGUGUCCCCAACAUGGGCUCCUCCAGUCCCCUUCAUUUCAUCAACAGCAGUCCUCUCCACAGCAGCCCACUUUCUCCAGCACACAGCAACAUAUCUAGCCCUGGAAGAGAAAUGGAGAAGAUUGCCAAGGCUCGAAGUAAACUCCUGGAGAGUGAAAGCAACCAAACACCCAGACUUCCCCCAGAAAUCAGAGACCAACUUCGCUACGUGUCCAAGGACGGGAAGUGCAGAGUCAACCUGGGCCACAUUGAUGAAAGGGGGCGUUUUCUGUCUGACAUUUUUACUUCUUUUGUGGACCUCCAGUACCGCUGGUUUCUAUUUGUAUUCAUGAUGUGCUAUAUAACUACCUGGUUCUUAUUUGCUUUGCUCUAUUAUGUUAAUGCCUUCAUUCGAGGUGACCUAGGACAAGAGCAAGUUGGUACCACUCAGAACAAACAUGGAGACCAAAAUCUCUGCUACAUUGGUGUGGAUGGUUUCGUAUCGGCUCUCCUCUUCUCCGUGGAGACGCAACGUACCAUUGGUUAUGGCUCACGGACUGUUUCCCCCACCUGCCAAGAGGGAGUGCUGCUGGUCAUGAUGCAGUGCAUCGUCGGCUCCAUGAUCGAUGCCCUCAUGGUGGGUUGCAUGUUUGUGAAAAUAUCCCGUCCCAAAAAGCGAGCCGAGACGCUUCUUUUCAGCCGCACAUGUGUCAUUGCAAACCGUGACGACCAGCUAUGCCUGAUGUUUCGCCUCGGAGACCUGCGAGAAAGUCACAUGGUGGAUGCGAAGGUUCGAGCAAAGUUAAUCAAGUCCCGUCAGACAACCGAGGGGGAAUUCCUGCCUCUUGAACAGACGGAGAUUGACCUUGGCUAUGAAACCGGGUCAGACCGACUUUUCCUGGUUGAACCUCAAGUAAUUAAGCACAACAUUGAUGUCUCCAGUCCACUGUGGGAACUGGGCCCCGAGCAACUUAUACGACAGCAAUUUGAGAUAAUCGUCAUCUUGGAAGGAAUCGUUGAGGCGACAGGAAUGAUGUGCCAAGCCAAAACAUCUUACAUUGAAACAGAGAUUGAGUGGGGUGCUCGCUUUGAACCGUGCAUGACGCUAGAAAAAGGCUCAUUUCGAGUGGAUCUGCGCCGGUUCCACACCACCUACAAGGUACCGCUGCCUAACUGUAGCGCCAGCCAAGCACACCAACUGAUGGUGCUGGCAGGGUGCAAAGCCCAAAGCCACCAGGCCUGCAAAGACUGGGAAGCUUGGGCAGAGGGAACGGCUGUGGAAGAUAAAGACAAGUCUCCAUCUCACAUUCGGUUUACUAUCGGCGACAUUCAGGAGGAAAGAAUGUCCGAAGGUAAUGAAAGUGAAGCAAGUGCAGAGCAAAUGUUAUGAAAAAGUCUUAUGCAGUACGUUUAGCAUUUUCCCCCUUUAAUAUAUUUAUAGUUUAACUUAUUAACUAAUAGAAACUGUGGUUAGGCCUGUUUUCAUUGACAUGUAACUAAAGCAAAAGCGUAAAUAAAAUGUUAUAUGAACAAAUG
Fundulus heteroclitus (mummichog) is the source of this 2090-nucleotide messenger RNA. RefSeq names its product G protein-activated inward rectifier potassium channel 3. Gene Ontology annotation, cellular component: plasma membrane. The record is from RefSeq and is a predicted model, not a curated record. Gene Ontology annotation, molecular function: inward rectifier potassium channel activity. Lineage: Eukaryota; Metazoa; Chordata; Actinopteri; Cyprinodontiformes; Fundulidae. The coding region runs from base 148 to 1944 and encodes 598 amino acids. The transcript is spliced from 4 exons. Gene Ontology annotation, biological process: potassium ion import across plasma membrane; regulation of monoatomic ion transmembrane transport.